This is a messenger RNA of Brachypodium distachyon (stiff brome), 1550 nucleotides long. RefSeq names its product putative F-box/LRR-repeat protein At3g28410. Bases 86 to 1417 code for a protein of 443 amino acids. The record is from RefSeq and is a predicted model, not a curated record. The transcript has 3 exons. Gene Ontology annotation, molecular function: protein binding. Lineage: Eukaryota; Viridiplantae; Streptophyta; Magnoliopsida; Poales; Poaceae.
UUCUAAACAAGGAAAAAAAAAAAAGAACACGCGGCUCCACCAAUUCCGCCCAAAAUCAAAUCCCACCCAAACCACCCGGCUCGCCAUGGCCGUCGGCGCCGGCCGCGACCAUCCCGGCGAGGACCGCCUCAGUGAUCUCGAUGACGACCUUCUCCGGGAGAUCAUUUCCCGCCUCCCCAUCACGGACGCGGCCCGCACCACCACCCUCGCCUCCCGCUGGCGCCACCUCUGGCAUUCCACUCCGCUCGUCCUCGACGAUACCGACCUCCCGGAGACCACGCGCGCCGCCGCCGUUGAUUGUAUCCUCUCGGGCCACCCGGGCCCCUUCCACGCCGUCCGCCUCUACAACUGCAGUUUCGGCCCUCAGGACCAGGAACUCGGUGAGUGGCUGCGCCUCCUCGCCGCCAAGGGCACACGGCAACUCUUCCUCUUCAACCAGGACGGUCAGCCCUCCUUGCGCCUCCCGGCCGACUUCUUCCGCUGCUCCUCACUCCAGAGCCUCGCCCUGUGCUCCUGGACCUUCCCUGACGAACACCUACCGGGCAUCUUUCCCAACCUCAGGAAGCUAGCCAUGUCAAGGGUUUCCAUGACCGACCUGCACUUCGACCACUUGCUCGCUGCCAGCCCUGUCUUGGAGGCCGCUGUGGUGGACUUGCCGCUCCUCGAGCGCAUCUAUCUCCGCAGCCAAAGUGUCCGUUGCGUGCUUCUUGGGAUCUCGGUUAUGACGUUGGAGGUCGCUGUGGUGGACGUGCCGCAACUCCAGCGGCUCUUCCUCUUUUGGUUGCAUCGUGCUGCCGGUGGACUUUAUCAUGUGAGGCUCAGAAUUGCUUGUGCUCCGAACCUGCGGGUGCUCGGCUGCCUGGACCCAGGAGUUCACAAGCUGCAGAUUGGUGACAAUAACAUCGAGCCUAACACAAUGGCAAGCCCAAGCACUGUGGUUCCAGGCGUCAAGAUAUUGGCCUUGAAGGUGAAUUUCGGUAUCUUCAGACAGGUCAACAUGCUGGUCAGCUUCCUGAGAUGCUUUCCCCAUGUCGACACGCUGCACAUUGAGUCUGUCCUUUAUGAUCCAUCUGUUGCCGCCGCUGAACCCACUACAGAGCACCAUGCCAAUUUCUGGCAGAAGAUCAGUCCUGUUGAAUGCUUGAGGUCAUGCGUCAAGAAGAUGGUCUUUCACAGAUUCCAAGGGGAUCAAAAUAAAUUUGAAUUCCUCAAGUUCAUGGCUCGCGAUGCAGGAGAGCUGCAGUCGUUGCUGGUUCUGCCGCAUGAAGCGGACAAGGUGAAUGAGAUGAUAGACAAAAUUGGGUGUCCACGGUUUCGAGCAUGGGCCUUUAGAGUGUUGCUGGUGUUGCUUGGAGCGGAGAAAGAUUGGAGGUACCCCAAAGCAUCUGAUCUCACCGUGGAUGACCCUUUUCUCUGACGUUCCCAUGGCUGUCAUGUUUUCAUGAUUGGAGCUUAUUUGGGGAAUCCCUGACUGUUCUAUUGCAAGUUAAUACAUAUGUCAUGGUUUCUUUUAGUACAGUAGUAUAUUUAUACCAUGUUAAUUAUGUCAA